CCUCCUCAUGUGAUGUGACAAGAAGCACAGCGACAAUCAUGCUUACCGCCACAAAAGCAGGUGCCGUGCCUAUUGCUGUGUUGCUGCACAGCUCUCAAACCACGGAGGGCUACAGCCUCGCCUUCCAACUGCUCAAGGAUAGCUGCCCAUCAUGCUUUGGCAACAGACAGGCUCCCUUAGUACUGAUGUCGGACAAUUCCCGUCCCGACAAGGAUGCUUUGAAAAAGACGUGGCCUGCAGCCAAACAGCUCCUAUGCCAGUUUCAUGUGCUGCAAGCAGAAUGGCACUGGCUGACUGCAGCGGGUAACAAAGACCCCAAGGAAGACCAACGUCAACUGAUGGCUGCCUUCCAAAAGGGACGUGCAUCUACACAGCUGGCACACCAGACUGCUGGGCGGUGCUUGUGGUCAUUCCUAUCAUGCAGCGAGCUCAGUCUCUGGAUGCCGCUCAGGAGAUAA
Molecule: messenger RNA, 458 nt
Organism: Dermacentor andersoni
Lineage: Eukaryota; Metazoa; Arthropoda; Arachnida; Ixodida; Ixodidae
Source: RefSeq, a predicted model, not a curated record